Zootoca vivipara (common lizard) is the source of this 845-nucleotide messenger RNA. Its product is annotated as angiogenin-2. The record is from RefSeq and is a predicted model, not a curated record. Lineage: Eukaryota; Metazoa; Chordata; Lepidosauria; Squamata; Lacertidae. Gene Ontology annotation, molecular function: nucleic acid binding; RNA nuclease activity. Gene Ontology annotation, biological process: defense response to Gram-positive bacterium.
UCCUGUCUAUUUGUCAAGCAAGCUAACGAUUUACUUUUUGUGGCUCAGAUUCUGUAACAUCUGAUUUGCUCACCAGAAACUGCCUAAUACUUACUUCUGCUUCUUGGUAUCUCUUUCAGGCGGCGGUUGCCCACGAUGAUGCCUUUCAAGGGAUCUGGCCUUGGGCUCCUCACCUUUCUGGUGUCUGUUCUGGCACUGGGAGCCUACUGUGCACCUAGCCAUCAGACAUUCCUAAAGCAGCACUAUGAUUAUCCCAAGAGCAGCGUUGGAAAUAAGUAUUGUGACGUCAUGAUGAAAAGACGUGGGCUGGACAGACCAUGCAAGGACGUGAACACCUUCAUCCACGACACCAUGAAUAACAUCAAAGCUGUGUGCACUGAAUCUGGAGGAAAGGAUUACGGGAACGGGCUGAGGAUCGCCCUCCGCCCCUUCACUGUCACCACCUGCAAGCACAAAGGUGGCUCAACUCGCCCACCUUGCAAAUAUUCUGAUAACAAAUCGUCCAGAUACAUCGUCAUUGCCUGUAAUCAGAAUAAAGAACCUGUGCACUUUGACGAAAGCAUCAUUGUCACAGUGUAAGACAAUGCCCAGAUCCAAACAUUCAGCUUUUAAACAAUUAUGCCAUCCUUUGCAACUCCACGGAAAAUCCCCCUUUGCUGCCAUUUUGUCUAGCUCUGCUUUACUGCAAUUAAAAAACAAACAAACAAAAAACCCUUAAGUGGCAAACAAACAUGCUUUGAUUCUGUGAAAGCAGCAAUGUCUGUUACUAUUAAACUGAGGAGAAAGUUGCAUAACAUUUGAUGUGUGUUUAAAUUCAUUUCCUUUUCUUUUUCCUAUUGCAUCCA